Messenger RNA from Colossoma macropomum (tambaqui), 1313 nucleotides. Its product is annotated as macrophage mannose receptor 1-like. The transcript is spliced from 6 exons. Bases 102 to 1313 code for a protein of 403 amino acids. The record is from RefSeq and is a predicted model, not a curated record. Lineage: Eukaryota; Metazoa; Chordata; Actinopteri; Characiformes; Serrasalmidae.
GGACAGAGAGAUACAGACUCAGAAGGAGAGGAGGAGGAGACGUGUUCGUCAAGAAGAUUUUCACAAAUUGGAUUAAAAAACAGAACAACAAACACUCAGAAAUGGACCAGAAAUGGGUUUCUAUCAUCCUUCUUUUCUCAGCUGUCUGUGGUGUAUCUGCAUACGUUCCUCAUCGGUAUCACUUUGUGAAUGAGGGUAAAACCUGGACUGAAGCUCAGAGCUACUGCAGACAGACCUACACUGAUCUGGCCACCAUCAACAACAUGGAGGAGAUGAAGAAGCUGAAUGCUACUCUGAACAACAAUCUGAAAGACAAACCCUGCUGCCCUGUGUGGAUCGGCCUAGUCAGAGGGGUCACUGGGAAAUGGCUGUGGUCUCUGGCAAGCAGUGAGGGAAGCCUGUACCGAAACUGGUUACCUGGAGAACCAAACAACUGGAUGGGGGCGGGGGAGUUCUGCGUUGGGAUGUAUAAAAGUGAUGGAACCUGGAAUGAUGAUGUCUGUACAAAACCAAAACCUUUUUUAUGUUAUAAUGAAAACAAGAACACCACUGGGAGGUACGUACUCAUUAAUGAGUCAAAGAGCUGGAGUGAUGCUCAGACCUACUGCAGAGAACGUUACACAGACCUAGUCAGUGUGAGGAACCAGACUGAGAACCAGAAGAUCUGGAAUUUGGUAAAAUAUUCAAUCAGUCCAGAUGUUUGGAUUGGUCUGUUUAAUGACUCCUGGAAGUGGUCAGAUCAGAGUGACUCCUCAUUCAGAUACUGGGCACCUAACCAGCCAGAUAAUCAGGGUGGAAAUGAGAAGUGUGCUGCAGUGUCUAUGACUGACCAGGGUCACUGGUCUGAUUUGAACUGCCAAAACAAGUUGCCAUUCAUCUGCUUUGAGACUGAUAAGCUGAUCUUGAUCAAUCAGAAUCUGACCUGGAGAGAAGCUCUGAGAUACUGCAGAGAUAAUCAUGUGGAUCUGGUCUCAGUUCUCUCUGAGGAGAUCCAGCUCUGGGUGAAGGUGGUGGCACAGAAAGCCUCCACUGAACUUGUGUGGCUGGGUCUGCGUCACACGUGCACUCAGGGUUUCUGGUACUGGGUGAGUGGCUUUUCCGUCUGCUACCAGAACUGGGCUCCAGGUAACGGGACAGGAGGAGGAGACUGCAGCUCUGUAGAGAGAACCGGAUCGGUGCAGUCCAGAGGAGGUCAGCAGUGGGUCAGCCUGCCUGAGGACCAGAAACUCAACUUCAUCUGCACAACCUAUGAAGGUUUGCUCUUCUUCACCAUUCAACUUCAGCUUUCCAGCAUAAACACUAACAAUCAAUAA